Messenger RNA from Prorocentrum cordatum, 2502 nucleotides. The record is from the annotation of a GenBank genome assembly. NCBI's taxonomy places the organism in Eukaryota, Dinophyceae, Prorocentrales, Prorocentraceae.
AUGGCGGCGGCCUCGGGCGCGGCGCCCAAAGGUGCAGAUGCACCUGUGGUCGCUAUCGCGAAGAAGUUCUGCCUCACGGGUGCGGCGUCUAUGUGCGCGGAAAGUGCGACCUUUCCGAUCGACAUCACGAAGACGCGGUUACAGCUGCAGGGUGAGGCUGGCUUUGCGGGCUCUAGGCUUGGCUUCUCCAGCAUGUUUACCACCAUCUUGAGGAACGAGGGCAUGGCUGGAUUGUACACGGGCAUGGCCCCAGCUGUUGCACGGCACAUACCUUACACAGGGUUCCGCGCCAUUGGAUAUGAGUACAUCCGCACAUUAUUCUGUGGCGAGGAUACGAGCAAGGCCAGCUUCUUCGCCAAGGCGGCGUCCGGCAUGACCGCCGGCGGCGUCGGCCAGGCCAUAGCUGUGCCGUUAGAUUUGAUCAAGGUGCGGAUGAUGGGCGACGGCCGCUUGGUGGCCGCGGGCAAGCUGGACAAGCCCAGAUAUUCCGGGCUGGUCCACGCGCUCAAGACCAUCUACAGGGCGGAGGGUCUGCGCGGCAUGUACACAGGCUGCGCUCCUGCGAUCCAGCGGGCAGCGCUCGUAAAUCUGGGCGAGCUGACGACGUAUGAUACUGCCAAGGGCUACUUUGUGGGCAUCCUGGGCGACACCUUGCCUUGCCACAUCUGCUCGGCGGUCUGCAGCGGUUUCUUCGCGUCCCUGUGCAGCACGCCGGCCGACGUGGCGAAGUCGCGGAUCAUGAAUCAGGCGAAGGCCGCGGACGGUUCCGUCAUGUACAGGGGCACGCUGGAUUGCUGGGUCAAGACGGUGAAGGCCGAGGGCCCGCUGGCCCUCUACAAGGGCUUCCUUCCGGGCUGGUUGCGCCUCGGGCCCUGGCAGCUGGUGUUCUGGGUCACCUACGAGCAGCUGCGGAUCGUCUGCGGCAUCGGCGGCUUCAAAUCGGUGCCCGCCUCGACGUGCGUUUGCCCGACGCCCUCUCCGCUGACGGUGGCUGGCGGCGCAUUGUUGGUGGCGCUGCUCAUCGUCGGCGCCUACUUGCUCGGUGCGCUGUGGGGGCUGCCGACCCGCGAGGUGCGGGUAGGGCACUCGCCUGGGCCGCAAGUGGCGGUGACGGACGACGCGACGGCGCUGAGGCAGCAGGUGAUGCUGGACUGGGGCGAGCCGCUGGCAGCGCUGCUGGUGGUGCUGUGCUUCACGUGCUACCUGAGGGGAACGUUCUUCACGAGCAUCGAUGCCACUGCGGAGCCCAAGGCUGCCAGGGUGAGGUUCAUGGAGAAGAGGGGCCGAGGUUGCAGGCGGCAGAAGCCUCGAGACAAAGGAGGUCAGCACAAGCUGGUGUUCAAGACGCUGGAGCAGACCACCGCGGGCCCGCGCAUCACAGAGCACCAUCGGGAUAUCACCGAGCUUGCCAACACGCUGGACCAGCGCCUGGCAGCUCUGCUCCGAGAACACGAGAAGGAUUUCUUCCUCGCCUACAAGACGCACAUGUAUACCGUGCAGAAGGAGAUCAAGACUCUGAAGCACAAGGCCGAGCAGGAGGAGGCCAAGACGAGGGGAGACACCAAGAUCAAGGCACUGGAGGGAGAGCUCGACUGGUUCAUGACGGAGGCCCUGCGACUGGACGAGCUCUGCAAGGGUUACAAGAAGGAGGUGGACAAGUGGAAAGCGAAGUCGGACGCCUUGGACAAUGACAGGCGCUUCCUCGAGGACCAGAUCAAAGGUGCCAAGAGGCAGAACAAGAUCCUCCGCGCGGCAGCGGAGCGAGCGCGCUCUUCUGCGUACAGCGCCCUGAUGACCACCAAGGCUCGCACAGAAGGUGGGUAUCCUGGUGGUGCUGGCAACACCUUGGCGCUGGCGCCCGCGGAGCUUGCCCCGGAGGCGGGUGAGCUCCGCCAGCGCCCCGCCAGCGCCGACGGCGUCGAGGAGGGCUUCCGCCCGGCGGCAGGCUCCGGCGCUCGCCGCGCGCUCGAGGCGCGCGCCAGGACGCCAGAUGGCCGCCAGGGCUUGUCGCCUGCUGGCGGCCAGCCCCUGCGCGCGCUGGCGAGCAGCGCGUCCGAGCCAGACGCGCUGCUGCCCCGCCAGAACGAGGUGCUCACCGCAGCGAGGGGCGGCGGGCUCGGCAACGAGGCUGAGGAGAGGUACGUACAGGCGAUCCAGCACCUGAAGAAUUCCAUCGCUCGCGAGCAGCAGACCGCCCGCAUGCUACAGGCACGGCGCGCGACGCAGUACUCGCAGAAGAGCGAGUUGGAGGAGCUGUUCCUGAAGUGCAUCGACGAGUCCAGGAAGCAGAGGGGCAGGAGGCCGCACGCGGCCUUGCGCAAGGACAAGUCGUCCCGUGAGAAGGCGCUGGAGUCCCUGCUGAGCAGCGACGAGAUCCUCGUCUCUCUCUACGAGCGCCUCUUCCCGCACCGGAGCGGCAUUGCCCGGAGCCUCGGGAACACCGGCGGCGAGGACGCGCGGAUGGGAGCAUCGCAGUUUCUCGUGGAGGACCAAGCCGCGUGA